AUGGAAACAAAUGACUUAACACAGUUAUCGGAAGAGUUAAUACAACGUUUGGGAAGUGGCGGAGACUUAGAGGGCAUGAUGGCCAAUGAAUUGUUCCAACAAGGCGACCUGUACAUGUCCACUCAGGAUGAUAGUAAUUCCAAUGCGGGUUCAGAUAAUGAAAUCAUUAUGCAUAUGGAUAUCCGGGAGCCACUGAGAACGUUACAGAAAUUAUUGGAAAAGAAGGUGGGCCUUAGUCUGCAGGGUUAUGAAUUUUGGCUGCAGGAUGCCCAGGAGUUGGAACCACACAAAAACCUUGUUGACCAGUGUGUCAAGGGUGAGGGCUUGGUACAGAUUAAUGUGGAAAUUAAAUACAUAAUUAAACGCAUAAACAUAUUGGAUGUUUUAAAACCCACCGAGGAUGCCUUAGCCGCCCUUGCCGCUGAAGAAGCAUUUAAAAGUGAUGUGUCCACCGAUGAUGAAGCACCCGUACGCACAAGUGAAUCACAUGAUGACACUGAAGAGGAAACUAAACCGAAGAAAAUAAAACGUGAACUUACAGAGCUCAAUGAAUCGGCGGCGUCAAAAUUGAAAGAUAAACCCUGUCUCAAUUGGGUACUCGAUAGCAAAUUUCGCCGUGAACAGACGCGACUUAAAAUACCCGAUGAUCCGAAUGAAUGGACGGUGCCGCAAGUGAAAUAUUGGUUUCAAUGGGCAAUGCGGGAAUUUCAGUUGGCCGAUGCUAACAUCAAUGAUUGGUCAAUAUCUGGUCGCCAUUUGUGUUCUCUGUCCCACGAAGAAUUUCGCAAGAAAAUACCCACCGAUCCGGGUAAUGUCUUCUGGACCCAUAUUCAACUGCUCAAAGAAUGUAAAUUUGUAUCGGUUGUACAUAAGGCAGCAGAGACAGCAUUAGCUGCCCCGGAGCCCAGACAAGGUAACUCAUCCACAGUGCUGCCCACCACACUCACCAGGGAACCGAAAAUAAUGCGUAAAACAUUCCAUACAUUGAAAAAAGAGGGUGGGUACGCUUUGGUGGCGGCCAGUCUAGGGCACACUUCCUACGGUGUGGGUACGGGUAAUAAUGGUCAAGUCCAGUUGUGGCAAUUCCUUUUGGAAAUACUAACCGAUCGUGAACAUGUGGACAUUAUACAAUGGGUCGGCGAAGAUGGUGAAUUUAAAUUAACCGAUCCGGAAAAGGUGGCCCGUCUCUGGGGUGAAAAGAAAAACAAACCGGCGAUGAAUUAUGAAAAAUUAUCGCGAGCAUUACGUUAUUACUAUGAUGGUGAUAUGAUAUCGAAAGUAUCGGGUAAACGUUUUGCCUAUAAAUUUGAUUGUGACCUGAAAUUAUUAAUUGGUUAUACGGCGGCAGAGUUAUCGGCCUUGGUUAAUGAGAAAUCAUUUGUAGAUGAAUCAGUCUACCUCGAGAAAAUGGACAGUAAAACAGAUGAAGAAUGACCUUGGGUUAAGGUGAAAGAGGAGCCAUUAUUUACCCUGCUGGAGGAGCAUAUUAUUGAAGAUUGUCCGGAUAUACAAUCUGAUUAACAUUUAAUUUCGUA
Musca vetustissima is the source of this 1535-nucleotide messenger RNA. Its product is annotated as DNA-binding protein Ets97D-like. The transcript is spliced from 7 exons. The coding region runs from base 1 to 1434 and encodes 477 amino acids. Gene Ontology annotation, biological process: regulation of transcription by RNA polymerase II; cell differentiation. Gene Ontology annotation, molecular function: sequence-specific DNA binding; DNA-binding transcription factor activity, RNA polymerase II-specific. Gene Ontology annotation, cellular component: nucleus. NCBI's taxonomy places the organism in Eukaryota, Metazoa, Arthropoda, Insecta, Diptera, Muscidae. The record is from RefSeq and is a predicted model, not a curated record.